AGGAGGAGGAGGAGGAGGGACGGGGAGGCAAGGCAAGGCAAGCGCAGCGCCUGCGUAAAAGCGCGCGGCAGGGAGUGCGGCGGCGGCGGCGGCAGACUGGCGCUAGACUGCAGGAGCCAGGGCCAGGAAACUCCAGGAGACAGUGCUAAAUAUGGAUAAUGUGUUCCUCACAGAGGCUAAUGCCAAUUCUGUCUUAAAAAGAUACCCACGGGCUAAUGGGCUUUUGGAAGAAUUUAAGCAGGGAAACAUUGAGCGUGAAUGCUAUGAGGAACGCUGUGAUAAAGAAGAGGCAAGAGAAGCUUUUGAAAAUGAUGAGAAGACGAUGGAGUUUUGGAAAGAGUACACACAUGGACUCCAUGGAGAAAGUAGCACAGGACAUAACUGGUAUCCAUUUUACCUUGUCUUCCCAUUAAUCAUUGGCCUUUUCAUCAUUCUUCUGAUAAUAUUUCUCACAUGGAGAUGUCUGUUCAAAAAGAAAAUGCGUCGACGGUCCAUGUAUGCACAUAGCAGAACCACUGGCGAUACAUCCAUUGGUGAUGAUAGAAGUUCCCUUCCUCAGCCACUCAGCAUACUUCAUUCUCCCCAGGAAGAAAUGUUUGAAGGUAAUGGACACUCUCCGGGAUAUCUUAGCUAUGUGGAUGGGCAUACAGAUUCAUUAUCAAUAAGGCUUUCAACUUGUGACCCACCACCAUCAUAUGAAGAAGUUGCUGGUGAAAAUGGCAUAAGAAGAAGCGAAACUGCAAAUCCCUUGGAUCCACCACCUCAAUAUGAAGACAUUGUGAAUAGCAUUUCAGUACCUCCAGUUAUCACCAAGUGAAGCAGGAGGAAUACCUUAAGAGGGUUUUAAAAAAACAAACAAACCUUAGGACUUGAGCAUCUUAUUGCAGCUUGAUGUUUAUAUCUAUAACAGUUCUUAAUUCAUUACACUACUUCCUCUUCUACUACCCCAGAUUUGAUUUGCCUUGUGGAAUUUUUCACCACUACCCCCCUCAAAAAAGAAAGCAGUCUGCAAUAAUAAUUGUAUAUAGUUCCAGAGAUGCCAUUUCAAUCAGUUGGUAUUUCUUUCGGUAUUCCUGAAAGUAGCUCUGUAGCAGACAUAAAGGGCUGAGUAAUAACUAAGGUACAAAAAAGGAAUUUGAAUCAAAAAGGCUAAUUGGGGGGGGGGGGCGCUCAAAGGAUGAUAUUGGUCUUAGCCAGAGAGCCAAUGGCUAUAAGUAAGGCUGAUAAGUUAAAAAAAAUAGGAAAUGGUCUCCAUUGUUGUGAAAAAUACAGUAUAUAUGGAUCACUCAAUUGUAUGUUCAGGCACAAAGUCUGUUUCUUGGGAAAAUGCUAAACAUUUCAAACCUUAGGAUGUGGGAAACGCAUACUGACAAGUCACAAUUAAUGUUGUUGUUCUCUUCCCUGCAGCUAGAGCCUGACUUGAAUACUGUAAGAGUAGUUAAGAAUACAUAAAUUAAUAGAACUGAGAGCAGGGAAAUGUAACCAUAUGUGAUUGCUACACAAAGAAAUCAUCACUGCACACAGGUUCCUAUUUUUAUUUUUUUGUAAUGGAUAAAGAAUAUGCAAUGAUUAAGUAGUUUCACUGGCUGGCUAAAUGUUUUCCUUGAUUUUCUGAUAGAAACAUAGCUCCAUAUUACUUACCCCAGGAUAAAAUGGAAGUAAACUGAUCCAGUUUUAAGUUGAAUCUCAGCAAUUUGCCCCAAUUCGUAUUGGUUUUUUCCGUACAAGUUAUGAAAUGGCCCACUAUCCUGGGCUGCAGUAUUGAGUUCUGAGUUGGAUGUGCUUUUUUACUUCAACAAAGAGCUUCUUUUAAAGCUGGCUGUUCUCUGUGUUUUUACAUGCUAAUUUUUAAAGGCAGAUAAGACUAUACCUGUGGCAAGAAACUGAAAGUGAGCUCUAUCAGGAUGUAUUGAUUGGUAUCAAGUGUGAAUUGUUUUGUAGGUGGAUGAUACAUUUUAAAAGUUACUCCUCACAGAGCACAUUAGCUAUUCUCUCAGGUGAGAUUAUUUUGCCCUGGUAAAGAGUUGGAAUGACAAAUAUGUGUCAUACUUGAGUUCAAAUUGCUUAAGUUUGAAUUAAAUACAUAGCAUGGGUGGAAAAAACCAUGUUCUCAGGUUUCUUUAGAAAACCAUUAUAAAAUUUUGGUAUUUCUUUAAAACUGAGUUUUAAGCUCAGUUUCCAGCCUACUGCUUCAUUGUGGAGAGAUAUUCUUGGAGUGGACACCACCUUACGUUUACCAUUUCAUGUGAUUACUUAGACAUUUGAGGAGUAAGGAAAUAUGAUAGUCAGGGAAGAAGCUUGAAGGUAAAAGAUGAAACUAAUUGAGCUCUUGAUCUGCUUGUUUGAUUAAAUAUCAUAGUGUGAUACUCAGUGAAGCUGUUAGAAUGUGACUGUGUUAAAUGGGGUCUUUUUCAAGUAUAUUGUCUUUAAAUCUGGAGGCGACUGAUUGUGGUGAAUAUAGGACCAGGUGGUGGUAGUUUUUCCAGGUGUUAAUAAAUGGAAUAAACAUAUACAAUAGUUUUAAUUUUUAGCCCCUUAUACUCACUUCUCCUCUGCCUUUUUCUUUGACUACCUCUCUACCUCUCACUUGCUGCCUUAUGUGUUCCCAUUUCUGUUUUCUGCCCUCUACCUAAGUUCUCAAUUGCCAUACAUUGGGAUUCAGAUCACUGCUAGUACAGCGGGCCCUCAAUAUCCACGGGCUAGCUAUCCACAGACGGAUUUAACCAUCUACAGACAGCAAGCCCUGUUGCUUUCAAUGGUGUGUGUUCAUGAAGCCACAUUAGUGGCCACAUUCAUGUCACAUCUACCAUUGAAAUCAGUGGGACUCACGGUCCUGCAAUUUUCUUUAUCUGUGGGGGAGAGGGUCUGGAACAGAUAUGAAGGGUGGACUGUAGCUGUGAAUACAGAACCAAGAAAUAGUCACUUGAAUCGAUUCAUAUAUUACACAGUACUGUACCACUGAGUGUUAGAGUUCCAACAAGGCACAUUAGUUGCUGCCAUGAGGGAAUGAAUAAAUUUUAUUUUUUAUCAGGGGCCAACUGUUCUUCUGAAAAAUCAUCCUCUCUCUAACAAGGACAUGUGUACUUGUCUGAUCAUGACCACUUAUCAAUCUUCCCCUUCUCUCACCAAAAAAUAAGCCUAAAGAAUCAUUGCAAGCAUCCAAGUACACAUAAACAAGGAGGUUCAUUCAGGAGAUUUAAUUCAUUUUGGCAGAGUUGUUAUUGAGCCAACUGCUUGUGUCAGCUAUAAAUUAGUGCACAUUGAUUAUUAAUUUCUUAAAAUUACUACUGCCCCCCAAAAGCUUGUUUUAAUAUGCACAGGAAAAAUAUGACAAGUGUGCACAAUAUGGUGUAUGUCAGUGUCUUUUGGGUUACGUUUAUCUAAAUAACAGGGAAGAUGCCAGAUCCCAUUAGGGGUAAUCCAGAUGCCUGGGUUUUUAACUUUGACACAACCACUUUAAGGCCCAGCCAGAGUUGGGUCAUUCCUCUGCUAUGGUGCCUCAUAUCUAUUCUACAAAAAUUAUUUGUGGUGGAGGAGAGAGAUCUAGGGUUCUCACCAAUUAUGUGGUUGGUUUCUAUGUUGCUGCUCAUUAAAGAACACAGACAGUGUGAGUUUUUAAAUGAACUAAAAUAAAAGUAUCUGCUUUUACAGAAUACUUUGGUUUGUUCCCAUCUGUAGAUUUUUUUUUCUUGUGUUGCAGUAAUUCCAGUUCUAUGAACUUUUGAAAGUGAACCUUCCUGUUAGCAUAUUUUUCUGCUUUGCCAUUUUGAUUUUAUCAAAUUUAUUAACCCAACAUACAGCAAUUUAUACAGAGCUUUUAUUUUUUCAUGAUAUUCUUAACUAUUUUUAAAUAAAAAUAUUGCCUUGCAAUAAAUAAUAAUAUAAGAUGCAUAACCUCACCUCUCAGUAUUCUAGAUGUUUGAGUGUGUUGUUUUUGGUUGACUAUUAAAAAUGCAUACAUAGAUUUUAAAAAUGUCAUUAUCUUGUGAAGUUCUAAAUAUAUCUAAGUUACUAAAGACCAGUAAGAAUGUAGAAGUCAUUGUUUUGUCAAUAACUGUUGACUCAUGUGAUAAUUUGUUCAGUCUUCAAAGUACAUAAAUAACCUAAAUUUGACUGCAGUAUUAAAUAUUUUUAUGUAUGGUUUACACUUAAAUUAUGCUGUUUUAAAAAUAAUUCAGGGGCUCUUAUGUUAAAUAAAACUGUUUUUUUAAUUAG
This is a messenger RNA of Sceloporus undulatus (fence lizard), 4215 nucleotides long. RefSeq names its product proline rich and Gla domain 1 (gene PRRG1). Gene Ontology annotation, molecular function: calcium ion binding. The transcript has 4 exons. Gene Ontology annotation, cellular component: extracellular region. NCBI's taxonomy places the organism in Eukaryota, Metazoa, Chordata, Lepidosauria, Squamata, Phrynosomatidae. The record is from RefSeq and is a predicted model, not a curated record. The coding region runs from base 152 to 817 and encodes 221 amino acids.